Molecule: messenger RNA, 1440 nt
Organism: Musa acuminata subsp. malaccensis (wild Malaysian banana)
Lineage: Eukaryota; Viridiplantae; Streptophyta; Magnoliopsida; Zingiberales; Musaceae
Product: QWRF motif-containing protein 7-like
Biological process (GO): spindle assembly; centrosome cycle
Cellular component (GO): nuclear microtubule; centrosome; cytoplasm
Molecular function (GO): microtubule binding
Source: RefSeq, a predicted model, not a curated record
AUGGAGAACGCCCGCCCGCCCUCCCCGCGGAGCCCUCUCCUCCUCCGCAGCCGAAGCGGCGCCUGCGGCCUCACCCGCCGCCCUGCCUCUCCAUCCCGGCAGUCCGUUCCCUUGUUCUCCUCAUUUUCCAACUCCGCGCCGGCCGCGCUCACCCGCUCCCACUCCGCCGCCAAACACCGCCCCCAAGUCACCGACCCUUCCGCGACUUCGUGCUGCCUCUCCAAGGAGAACCGCAAGAGCAUCUCCUGUGGACUCCCUCCGCCGGACCCUCCCGCCAGCUUGAGGAAGCCGAGAACAGCUCCCUCCGCCUGGGCCCUCUCCCCCGGCCGUUCGCCCCCGCGGUCCACCUCCGCCCCUGCCCAGCGCGACGCAAGAAAGACUAAGACCGGGUUCUCGGCGUGGGCACGAUCGCCCAGCCAAUCGAAGCCGUCGCCGGACCCGUCUCGCGCAGCGACCGUGGUCACUGCCGGCGGGAAGAAAGGCGGCGGAGGCGGGGUGUUGGGAUUAUUCCGGAGAAGGAAGGAGGCUGCACCGGGGGAGGAAGAGUCGCACCAGCUGCGGCUUCUGACGUCGAGACUGAUCCAGUGGAGGUUCGCCAACGCUCGUGCGGUGGCGGCCGUCGAGGCCGCCCGGUGCAACGCCGAGGAGAAGCUGUUCUACGCGUGGCUAAGAAUCUACGAGCUAAGGAAUCUGGUGGCGGCCAAGCGGAUCUUGGUUCAACGACGGAAGCAGAAGAUGAAGCUGCCUCAGAUCCUUCGUCCCCAACUCCGUCUCCUGAGCCAGUGGGAACCGCACGCCAAGAAGCACGUCGACGCUGUGGCCACGCUCGUGAGGCUCUUGGGCGCUGCUGCCUUCUCGCUUCCUCUGGUAGAAGGCGCCGAGGCCAACUCGGUAUCACUUCGUCGCUGCUUGAGCUCAUCGAUGGAGGCCAUGACAGACAUUGCCGCCACCGCCGGCGUAUUUUACGCAAAGGUCGGAGACAUCGACACGAUGCUGUACGAGUUGGUGGAAACAAUACGACUGGAAAUACAAGGGUUGGAGGAACUGAUGGAGAUGUGUACAAGUGUCACUUCACUGGAGAUGCAUGAAGUCAGCCUCAGAGCGCAUAUGAUUCAGGCGGUAAAGGAAGAAGACGAACUCAUCCUUUGCCCUCACCACGGAGUUGCAAUCAGCACACAUGCAUUUACAUCGAUAAGAGUGUUUCCAUACCAAAGGCUUGUCGGAACCAUCUACUAACUCGUAUUCCUAAGAUUACUGAAGUCCAGCAUCAGAAGAAUGCUGAUAUAGGAAACUUAAUUAACACCAUAAAUGUCUUCGGAGAACAGUAUUUAUAACGUCCAUUUGUGUGGAUAUGGGUUUCACUUCUUCCACAGGUGUCUUUGUGUGAUUGUAUUGUGCAGUAUUAAUGAAUGACCUGCUCAGCAAAGGUUUGGAUGCAAA